AUGGAGACGACCUUACAGGUGGUUGAUCCGGACCCACAGGUGGUCGAGCCGUCGACCCAGGCAGAUGAACCCUCGAAACCCCUUCCCGGCGUGGUGGCUCUCAGCACUUGCCCGGGCACCACUCCUGGUACCCCUCUGAGCAAAAAUCAAUUGAAAAAACAGCGAAAACUGGCCGCGUACGUGGAGCUGAGGAAACUCCGCCGGGAAAAGGAGCGAGAGCGCAACAAGCAGAAGAGGAGGGAUGCCAAGGAGCAGGGCCUGCCCAUUCGGACGGGUCCUUCCCGCAAGGAGCUAAAAAGGAAACAGGCUGUCACCGGAGCAGAUGGCAAUCCGGCCCUCAAAGUGGCCAUAGAUCUUGAUUACGAUGAGCUGAUGCAAGAGAGGGACAUUGCCAAGUGCGUGAAGCAAUGCCUGCGAAUCUACACCAUCAACCGAAGGAGCUCGCAUCCCGGGGAGCUGCACUUUGCUGGCAUUCGAGAGAAUGGCAAUAUCCACAAGUGGUUCAUGAAAAACGACGGCUGGGAGAACUGGAACGUGAAGUAUCAUUUCGACAAGACGCACAAGGAUUUGUUCGACCGGGAGCAUAUGGUCUACCUCACCUGCGAGUCGGAACAGGUGCUGGACAAGCUGCAGCCGGGCUGCACCUACAUAAUCGGUGGCCUGGUGGAUCACAACCACUUCAAGGGACUCUGCCAUCAGAGGGCCACGGAGGCGGGUCUAAAAACAGCCCGCCUGCCGCUCAGCGAGCACGUAGACAUGAAAACCAGAUCCGUGCUCAGCACCUAUCAUGUUUUUGAGCUUCUGACCAAGGUGGCUGCUGGCCAGGACUGGACCACAGCCAUUCUAGACACAAUUCCCGUUCGAAAGGGGGCCAAGGCAAAGGAUAGAACAGAGGACUCCGAGCCAAAGCAGCCCGAUGAAGCAGAACCUCAGGAUAUAGAAUCGCAACCUCCACCAUCGGGGCUAGACAGUUGACCCGCGUUUUAUUUGCAAUUCGAGGUCUUUUUGAUUUUUAUUUUAGUUUCUCUUGUUUUUAUAAAAUCACAUUUAGUUUUGUUUCGCAAAUUAAAAUACAACUUAAAGUAUAUAGCGCAAAAAAUAAUAAUUAGAAUUAAAAGUGGAUUAUUUAGAACGUGCGUCGACUUCCAGCGACAAAAGUCGCCAUCGAAACGCUAGCUUCUUCCAAUUUCUGUUCUCUGUUGGUUUCAUAUACAUAUUUAUGUAGUUUUAUGGUUUUAUGUUUUUGUGCACGUCAUAUGGCGAUUGGGUUUUCGAAGAUAGCACCGAACCAAAAUUUAUACAA
Messenger RNA from Drosophila bipectinata, 1303 nucleotides. RefSeq names its product tRNA methyltransferase 10 homolog A. Lineage: Eukaryota; Metazoa; Arthropoda; Insecta; Diptera; Drosophilidae. The record is from RefSeq and is a predicted model, not a curated record. Gene Ontology annotation, cellular component: nucleus; nucleoplasm. Gene Ontology annotation, molecular function: tRNA binding; methyltransferase activity. Gene Ontology annotation, biological process: tRNA N1-guanine methylation.